This is a messenger RNA of Poecile atricapillus (Black-capped chickadee), 2527 nucleotides long. RefSeq names its product VPS33B interacting protein, apical-basolateral polarity regulator, spe-39 homolog (gene VIPAS39). Gene Ontology annotation, biological process: vacuolar transport; intracellular protein transport. The transcript is spliced from 21 exons. NCBI's taxonomy places the organism in Eukaryota, Metazoa, Chordata, Aves, Passeriformes, Paridae. Gene Ontology annotation, cellular component: cytoplasm. The record is from RefSeq and is a predicted model, not a curated record. Bases 78 to 1622 code for a protein of 514 amino acids.
UUCCGGCAUUCCCCGCGCGCGGCUGCCCCGCCCUGCUGUGAGGACGCCGGUGCUGUUGGCGCGGGAGGGGCGGCGAGAUGAGCAGGGUGCGGGCGGACGAGGAGGAGUACUGGCACAGCUCCAAGUUCCGGGCCUUCACCUUUGACGAUGAGGAUGACGAGCUCUCGCAGCUAAAGGAAUCCAAACGGGCAGUGAAUAGUCUUCGGGAUAUUGUCGAUGAUGAUGAUGAUGACCUUGAGAGGGUCAGCUGGAGUGGAGAACCUGUGGGAAGUAUCUCCUGGUCAAUCAAAGAGACAGCCUCUGGCAGCACUAGUUCCCUGGAUGGCCGAGACUCCAGCCUACAGAAGGGCUCUUCCUCCUAUGCUGCUCUUCCCAAACAAGCUUCUUCCUACUCUCUAAGCAGUCUGUUCAAAGGACGGAACAAACUCCCAAGUUUUCAGUCCCUCUCAGAUGCCCUCACUGACACAGGAGUUAAAAGCUAUGCCCCAGAGCUGCGCAGAUCGAAAGCUGAGUACAAGGCCUUUGGAGGCAGAAAGCUGAAUUGCAACCACUGGCUUGGGUCUCACAAAGACCUAGAUGACUUUCUGGAUUACAGCAGUGACUGGAGCCCCAGAGAUACAGUCAGACGAAUGCAGAGGGGCAAGGUCUGCUCUCUAGAGAGAUUUCGCUCCCUGCAGGACAAGCUGGUGCUCUUGGAUGAAGCUGUGGCAGGGCACGAUGGGAAUGUCAUUACAGCUGUCCUGAUAUUCCUGAAACGGACACUAAGGAGAGAAAUCUUGUUUCGGGAGCUGGAGGUGCGGCAGGUGGCCUUGUGCCAUCUGAUCCAUUUCCUCAGAGAGAUGGGUGAGCAGAAGUUCCUUCUGGAUCUGCUCAGGUUCUUAGACAGGACUGAGGAAGUUGCUCUGUCUCAGUACCGGGAGCAUUUGAACAUCCAGGAUGUAGAAAAAAGGAGGGAAUUUCUGAAAGGUUGCAUUGGGCUGCCAUUUUCAGCUGAGGAUACCUCUCACAUCCAAGACCAUUUUACCCUGUUGGAGCGACAGAUCAUUAUUGAGGCUAAUGAUCGGCACUUGGAGACGGCUGGGCAGUCAGAGCUAUUUCGGAAAUAUCCUCGCAAGGCUUCAAUCCUCAACAUGCCACUAGUGACCACCCUCUUCUACUCCUGUUUCUACCACUACACAGAGGCUGAGGGAAUGUUCAGCAGCCCCACCAACCUGAAGAAAACAUUUAAGAUUCCUGAUAAGCAGUAUGUGCUGACUGCCCUGGCUGCCCGUGCCAAGCUGCGGGCUUGGGGUGAUGUGGAUGCCCUCCUCACCACCAAGAACUGGCUGGGUUACACCAAGAAGAAGGCACCUAUUGGCUUCCACCGGGUGGUGGAGAUCUUGCAGAGGAACAAUGCUCCUGUGCAGGUGCUGCAGGAAUAUGUGCGCCUGGUGGAAGAUGUGGAGACCCGGCUGAACCUCGCUACCAAAUACAAGUGCCAUGAUGUUGUCAUAGAGACCUACCGGGAUCUAAAGGAUCGUAUCCAGCUGACAGCAUAUAAAUGCAAGGUGGAGCGGGGCUCUGCAGAAGAAGAGAAGAUACACAGCAUUCUCAGCAAUGUGCAAAUCCGGUGGAAGAACUGAACACCUGUGAAACAGCUUGUUUGGCUGUCACCAUGUCACUGAAAGAGAGAACUGCAAAACCCAGUCCAGUGCCAACAGAGGAGCUCCGUUACUACUCAUUGCAUGAUCAACGCUCAUCGGUGACAGUGGGUGCCCGUGGCUUGUGGGACUGUGACAUUCAGGCUGCUUGAAGACAGCUACUAAAAUGUAGCUGGUGAAACCAUGGUACUGAUCCAUCAGGGUUGAUUCUUUUUGGAAUCUUUGAUGUGGCUGUAAGCCAGGCAUCACUUGUGUGUGUGGAGGGAAGUUGCUGGGCACAGCAAGAUGAAUGUUUGCUCUGGGUGGUGCCUGGGCUUAUUCUUGCAAGACGAAUGUGUCAGUCACACUCUGGAGUCUUGCCACCAGACAGUGCUGACCAGUCCCUGUAACAGUCAAGCUGGCUUGGGCAUCACUAAUCAUGGUUGUGGCUGGAGUAAAACCUACCUGCAACAUGUUCUCCCUGUGUGAAAGUGCUGGGGGAAAGGACCAGGACCAGUUGGACUUUUUUUUUUUUUUUUUUUUUUUCUUUUCCUGUUUGUUCUGGCUCACACUAGGAAAAGAGGUGUGUGAACUCCUGCAGAGAGCCAGGACAGCAGCCACUGCCAGUAAGUAUCCUUCUGCUAGCGCUCCACAGCAUUUGGAAGAUCCCUUUACCAGGAAAACACGUAGUGUGGAGGUGGUCAGAGUCCUUAUGGGUUGGAUGGAGAGCAAGCAGGGACCUCUCUCAGUUGACACAAACCUGCUGGCUCCAGCAGCUAUUUUCUCAGAAAGUGUUAUGCCAGGAAGGAUGGAAAUGCACUUUCUUAGAAACAUAACUCCUCAGGCAGCUGCUGGCUUCAUCCUUUCAGACCUCACUUCAAUUCUGUAAAUAAAGCUGUCUCUUUCUC